AUGUCCUCCUCACCAACAUUCACAACCCCCCUCAACCCACGUCUCGCAGCAGUCGCCGGCGCAGAAGACGACGACCCCCUCUUCUCAUCCGCCCUCGACACCGUAACCCCGAACCGCCGCGCCCUCAGCCUCGACCCCCCCUCCAGCCGCGCCUCCCUCGUCCCACGCACGCCCUCUAACAACAACCCGCUGCGCUCUUCUUUACGCAGCUCAGCCGGCUACCGCGGCCUCUCCGCCUCAGGCCGCCGCUCCCUCGCCGCGACGCCCCACGCUCGCGCAGCUUACCGCACAAUCGACCAGCGCCGCGCCGCCGCUCUAACACCAGGCGGGAACAAGCGCCGCGAGAGCUUCCGACCGCGAAGGGAGUCUCUACACGAUGUCCUGCGUGGCCUAAGUCGCGUGGUAAAGCACGCCACGCAGCCCAUCUCGUCUUCCUCGUCACCUAGCGACUUCGGAUCAAGGGGACCAAGCGCGAGCCUACCAAUAAGGACGGUGGGCGGAGGUAAUCGGAGAGGCACGGUAUACGAUGACGACGACGACGAUGACGAGCUUCCGAUCGAUAGGCCGAGGUUGUCGUUACCGCUCGAUGUUGAGGACGAUGACGAGGACGAGCUUGUCGCGCCCGAGUUGUCGCAGAUUGACGAGAAUGCGACGAUUGAGUUCCCGCGGCGGGCGUAUGUAGAUCAGCCGUCGCGUAUGUCGAUGGGGAGUGCGCGGUUGAGCGGGUUUAGGAAUUACGGGGACUUGGACGACGAUGACGAUGAUGAUCGCGGGGAAGGAUUCUUUCCUGCGUUCGAGGUCGGGGCGUUGGAUGAGGAGGGGAGGGAGGCGGAGGAGACGUUGGACAGAGUCGAGGAGGAAGACUUGAGGCGGCAGACGUUGGCUUCGGCGCGGGACAGCGAUUUCGGGUUCGAGGUGCCCGUUGACGCGGAUAACCAGACGACGUUCAUGAUGGCGGUAGACGGACAGAGCUCACCGGCACGACCACUACCCGAAAUCACAGACGAACAGCCGUCGCUCAACAUCGCGUCAGUAGACGACGAGCCAGCGGCACCCAUGGACGAGGACCUAGGCUUCGGAACCUCGUACUACGACAUGCGCAGCUCAACGCCCAUCGAACCCACCGAGGCGACGCAAGGAGACCUGGACGGCCAGACGGAGGUGAGCGCCGCACAGCUGUUGGAACAGGAGCAAGGACAAAGGCCGCGCAAGACGAAGCGCGGCGUGAAGCUGUCAAAGUAUGGCGUGGAGUACCCGUCCCUGCCGCCGGCGGUGGUGAAGCGGCUGGCGAAUACGUUUGCCAAGUCGAGCGGCAUCAGUAAGACCAAGAUUGCGCCGGAUGCGCUGGCUGAGAUUCAGAGAGCGUCGGACUGGUUUUUUGAGCAGCUGGGUGACGAUUUGUCUGCGUAUGCGAAGCAUGCCAAGCGUAAGACUAUUGAUGAGAGUGAUAUGCUCACGCUCAUGCGGAGGUAUGUCUUGUUGUUUUUUCACUAUGCGAACAUCGCAAGCUCCAAUUUAGGGGUAUCGACAAUCUUUUGGGGGGCUUCCCCUUUUUUAUAUCCACAAGCUUUUUGUUCUUUUGGUACAAAUACAAUGGUGUCUAAUAUCCUUACAGACAACGUCAAACUAGUUCGACGACGACUCCCUUUUCUCUGGCACACAGACACCUGCCCCGGGAGCUGUUACAGGAGUUAA
Messenger RNA from Colletotrichum godetiae, 1695 nucleotides. RefSeq names its product centromere kinetochore component CENP-T-domain-containing protein. The coding region runs from base 1 to 1695 and encodes 564 amino acids. Lineage: Eukaryota; Fungi; Ascomycota; Sordariomycetes; Glomerellales; Glomerellaceae. Gene Ontology annotation, biological process: kinetochore assembly; mitotic cell cycle; chromosome segregation. Gene Ontology annotation, cellular component: kinetochore. The transcript is spliced from 2 exons. Gene Ontology annotation, molecular function: protein heterodimerization activity; DNA binding. The record is from RefSeq and is a predicted model, not a curated record.